GUAAACACCGACUGCGUUCACCGUAGCUGUCCACGUGUUCAUUUAUUUUGCAGUUUCAUUAUCUCUUUCUAAUUCACUCUAUAGCGUCUUCGUUCCAAUGUGGGUUAUCUACAGGUGAGGAGGAAGGAAACUAGUCGACUCUUUCAUUCUCACGGUGUUCUUAUGAAGCAGCAGAUGUGACGUCACGUCUGUUGCUGCAUAAGAAACCGCGAGGACGAAAAAGUCGAUUAUUUUCCGUCUUCCUCAACUCUUAGUACCACACAUCGUCUUCGUUCAACGUUGUAAGAAAAGAACACGUCUACGUUUUCUAUGGUUAUCGUUGUUUUGCUAUUCUACAGUCGUGAAAAAGUUCUUAGUGUUGUUGUCGACCAAUUUUUACUGUUUCAAGUUAAGAUUUUAAAACAGAUCCUAAACUUUUCAAUCGCAAUGGACGUAUCAGCAUCAUCGAUCGAAAAAAAGAAAUACAGAGAGAUCCUAGCGGAAGGCUGCAUUUCCACGGAAGACGGAUUUGUAUUGUGUGCCAUCGAUGCUGCCAACAGUUGCAAAUACCGACAGAAAGCUGAAAAAUUUGAUGCCGGAAAUUUUAUCCGACAUCUUCGUACAGAACACACCAUUCUGGCCAAAUCACGUGGACUACUUAAAGAUGAGGCGGAAGUACCAUCCAAGAGAAAGAAGGCAUCAAAAAAAAUGAUUGCCAUCGACAGGCAAACAUUUGUCGAAGCAAUAUUGAAACUGGUGACCGUCCAUCACGUUCCCCUGCACUGUGUCGAAUGGGAAGGGUUUCAACUGCUCUUGAAACCCAUUGGUGAAGCACUAAAUAUGUGCAUGAAUCGCCCUAACGUUCUCAGACAUCUUGCUGCCACAAAGAUCCGAUCCGCGAUUAGAAGUCUGGUGAACGGAAAGCUUAUAUGUCUAAAAAUCGACAGUGCUUCUCGACAUGGACGACACAUCCUGGGUGUCAACAUCCAAUUUUUUGACCCAGAGCAGCAGCAGGUAGUGAUUCUGACCGUCGGUAAGUGACAGCAUCUUAUCAAGUUGAAACAGGGCGGAUUGCAUCUUUAUAAUUAGGGAGACACUAUUCCAAGUACAGCUUUUUCGUAAAAAGUUUAAUGCAUGGAAUGGGAUAUCCCGUGAUUCGCCGUACAUGUAAAUCAUAGAUUUAUACUCAAAAUAAUUUCAUUUCUUCUUCAGGGAUGAUUGAACUUAAUGAGAGGCACACUGCCAAAUUUCUAAGGUCGAAAAUCGAAGAAAUACUCGCAGGAUACGGCAUUUCACUUGAGCAGAUAUUUUCUAUCACAUGCGACAACGGUGCAAAUAUGAUUGCAGCUGUAAAGCAGUUGCAGUCAUAUUUGCAGGUUAUGA
Messenger RNA from Ochlerotatus camptorhynchus, 1362 nucleotides. RefSeq lists its product as uncharacterized. Bases 310 to 1020 code for a protein of 236 amino acids. Lineage: Eukaryota; Metazoa; Arthropoda; Insecta; Diptera; Culicidae. The record is from RefSeq and is a predicted model, not a curated record. The transcript has a single exon.